Molecule: messenger RNA, 1503 nt
Organism: Calypte anna (Anna's hummingbird)
Lineage: Eukaryota; Metazoa; Chordata; Aves; Apodiformes; Trochilidae
Gene: HS3ST1
Product: heparan sulfate-glucosamine 3-sulfotransferase 1
Exons: 2
Coding region: 271-1230 (319 amino acids)
Molecular function (GO): [heparan sulfate]-glucosamine 3-sulfotransferase activity
Source: RefSeq, a predicted model, not a curated record
GGGCGCCGGCUGCGCCGCUUCCAAGCGGGCGGCAGCGGGCGAUCGCUUCCCGGUUUUUCCCCCGGUUCCUUUCCCUUGGCUCCGCCGCUGGCACCCAUGGAACAGCGGUGCAGACGCUGCCCCACGGCUCCGCGCCCCGGCGCAAAGUUUCUGUUUGAGAACUACACGUUCACUCAGCAAAACAAAACCAAGUUUUAAAGGUUGUUCUUGGUGGAGAUCAGUCUAUGCCCCUUUACCUGCUUGAGUGAAACCAACCUGGGAAGUUCUGCCAUGGCAGCUUUUCUGCUCGGAGCUGUGCUACUCAUUGUCCAACCCCAGAUAGUGCCUUCCAGACCUGCUAUGAAUUCGAAGGCUGAGGCUUCUCAGUCUGUUCAGAGAGAGCUUUUAAAGAAAGCAUCUCAAAAAAACGACUUCAAGGAAAACAUUCAUCCUAAUGGAUCGUGCCAGCAGCUGCCACAGACUGUCAUUAUUGGAGUGAGGAAAGGUGGAACGAGAGCUUUGCUGGAGAUGCUGAGUCUCCAUCCAGACAUUGCAGCAGCAGAGAGCGAAGUUCACUUCUUUGACUGGGAAGAUCAUUACAGAAAUGGAUUGCAGUGGUAUAUUAAUCAAAUGCCAUUUUCUUAUCCCCAUCAGAUCACCGUGGAGAAAACUCCAGCAUAUUUCACAUCACCUAAAGUGCCUGAAAGAGUCUAUAACAUGAACCAAUCAAUGCGACUGCUCCUUAUUUUAAGAGACCCGAGCGAGAGAGUACUCUCAGAUUACACCCAAGUGUUCUAUAACCACAUGCAGAAGCACAAGCCCUAUCCAUCUAUUGAAGAGUUCCUGGUUAAAGAUGGUGAACUCAACGUGGACUACAAGGCAAUAAACAGGAGCUUGUACUACAUCCACAUGCAGAACUGGCUGAAGUAUUUCCCUCUCGACCGCAUCCACAUUGUAGAUGGGGACAAACUCAUCAAGGAUCCCUUCCCAGAAAUAGAGAAGGUAGAGAGGUUUUUGAAGCUGUCACCGCAGAUAAAUGCUUCAAACUUUUAUUUCAAUAAGACUAAAGGCUUCUACUGCCUGAGGGACAGUGGUAGGGAACGUUGUUUACACGAGUCAAAAGGACGAGCGCAUCCCCAGGUCGACGCGCGGUUGCUUGAGAAACUCCACGAAUAUUUCCAUGAGCCCAACAAGAAAUUCUUUGAGCUUGUGGGCAGAACAUUUGACUGGCACUCAUUUGGGGCAAGUUAGUGGUAAGCUUCAGAACCUACAGUUCCAGUGUACAUUUGGAGAUUUAAAAAAAAAAAAAAAAAAAGGGCAUUUAAGCUAUAAUUUAUUUGUAAAAUCCAUAAAUUCUUCUGUACAGUAUUAGAUUCACAAUUGCCAUAUAUAUAUAUAUAUAUAUAUACUAGUUAUAUUUUUCUACUUGUUGAAAUUGAAAGCAUUUUGUAUUGUUUUUCAUGGUUGUUAACAUUGUGUAUGAUGUGUCUAUAUGAAGAAACUAAAUUAUUUCACUGCAGAAGA